Colletotrichum karsti is the source of this 1317-nucleotide messenger RNA. Its product is annotated as F-box domain-containing protein. The coding region runs from base 1 to 1317 and encodes 438 amino acids. Gene Ontology annotation, molecular function: protein binding. The transcript has a single exon. Lineage: Eukaryota; Fungi; Ascomycota; Sordariomycetes; Glomerellales; Glomerellaceae. The record is from RefSeq and is a predicted model, not a curated record.
AUGUCGCGCGAUUCCACGACGGGCGCAAAUCCCGACCCGCAGGCCGGAUCGUCUGCUGCUCAAGCUCAGGCUCAAGCUCACGCUCAUCAAUCAUCAUCGCAUUCACGAGCACAAUCCUGCGUUCUUUCCGUCGCGACAUCCGUCCCUAAGCAAAUCGCCCUUCUUCCCGAUGAGCUCCUCCUUCAAAUCUUCGAGACCGUCGGUCGCACCUCGCGCAGCGACCUAUGCGCCGUCAGCCGUGUGAAUGGGGCCUGGCAUGAGCUCGCCGACGCCAUUCUGUACCGUCAAGUCCGCUUCGACGACCCAGAGCAGCACCUCGUCUUCUCGGAAUCCCUCAGUCGCCGCAUGCGUCGCGGCUCUGCUAUUCAGGACGUCAGCCUCGAGUAUCCCGCUCACGAACUCUCUCACUUGAGGCUCGAUGGGCCGAUUCAUGGCUCACACCACCCGCCGACCCGCUUUGAGGCCCUCAGUCGAACCAUCAGCACUAUGAGCAACCUCGCGACCCUCGAGGUGUCCGUCCCCGUUACGCUGCUUCACGGCAUCGGCGCACUCUUCAAUGGCCCCUUCGAUCUGGCUUGCUUGAAGCACUGCACUCUUUUUUACCAGUGCCCGGAUGAUGCAUACUGGGAUCUGCGCGAGAAUGUCCACAUCUUUGCCCACCCGACACUCGAGACCCUCGUCAUCCGGAGAGCGAAGCUGGACUACCGCGGCUUUGACCUCAUCGAGCGCCCCCAUGAAACCGCACUGCACAAGCUGCAUCUGAUUGAGUGCGACAUUAACGAUGAUGCGCUUUCGGAUAUUCUCGAGUUUCCCGAAGGGUUAAAGGAGUUCGUGAUGACCCAACUUGAACAGCCCAGCCCGGAGUUGGAAGAAAGCUCGGACAACUUUAGCGACUACAUGCUGGCGCUAAACUCUCAGGGCCACUCGAUGGAGUCCAUCACCAUCGACCACCCAACGCUCACCGGCAGGAAACCAGUACGGAUGAGGGACUUCGAGGCUUUGAAAUCGUUAAAGCUGAAUUGGGACUACCAGCUUUUCGGCAAGUCGUCCAAGAAGCCAAGGCUGCACUCUGUUGGCUUGCCACCCAACCUGGAAGUCUUGGAAUUUUUUAACGAACUCGGUACGGACGACGAAGUCACUGAGCUGCUGGAGUACACUCUCCAAGUCGCCAACGUCACACAUAGCAAGCUCAAAACGGUCGUCGUCGUCCCAGGCGAUAAUGGUGUCCCCAAGGAGAUUAUCGCGGCAUGCAAGACAAGCGGCGUAAAGCUGGAUAUCAUCGGGGCCUUUGAUGAAGAUGAGGAGAAUGGAUUCUAG